AUCAUCAUCUUCAUCCAUUCAAUUUCAGCCAGUCAGUCGGUGACUAAACGUGAACACGAUGAGACGUAUCUAGUCGAGUAGAGCAAGUUGGAUCUUAACAGUUCAGAAGAAGUAUUGUUAUUUGUUGUUCUCAUCCCAAUUGUGUAAGGAAGUGCGCUGUUGAGCGGCGACGCAUUGAACGUCCUUCAGUAGCUUAAGAAUAUUUCAAAUCAAGAAUACAGUGAAAAAGGAUUGAGUUGACUUGACUCUGUUGUCAGUUGACGGUGUUUCCGUAGAAAAGAAGUCGAAAGCGAAGUGUUGGGUUGCUUGUGUUCGUUUUCCGGUGUUUGAUUGUUGCGGAGAACGGAAAAAGUCGUAAAAGUGCUGAGAACAUCAAACGGAAAAGGAUUGAUUCUUCCGGUUUGGGGGGAAUAUUUUGAAAGUCAGCGAUAAAAAAAUAAAGUGACGGAAGGCUUCGAUUGACAGAGCGUGAAUGAUUAGUUUGGGAGAAAAGUUGCUGAUUCAGUGUUGACAGAAAUAAAUAUUUAUGGAGAAGCGCUGAUGGUUGGAACGCAGAGUAGUUGAGACCAGAGCAAACAAGUUAGAGAGUCGUUGAGACGAGUUACAAGUGUCAGUGGAGAAAAGUUUUCGAAACGAAGAACGUUGAAAAAGUCGUUUGAAGCAGAAGGUGCGGUCACCUGAAAAUCGUUGCAGAUGAAUGCUAUGAAUGCAAUCGCCAAGAUGUACCCGAAGCUGAGUGCCGUGGAAUUGUCAGCAAUUUUAAUGAAAGGUGCUGCAAUGUCCGCUGCCGCUUCGUUGGAACGUGAUUCCGGUUUCAAUUCGGGCAGCUCCGAGCACGAAGACGAUCUCAAAAGCCUAGACCAGAGCUCCAGAGAUGGACUCAUCACACCGGAAAACAGCUCGGAGGAUUCGGUUGAAGUCAAACUUCCUCAAACCGUAAUCAAAAACAAGCGCAAAAGUACGGAGCCCUUACGAGUGAUUUCGGAUGCGGAACUUCUCGGACCCAUCAAAAAACGUAUCCGUUACGAUGAUCAGAUCAAAGAAGAAAAGGAAUCCCUUCUAGAUCACCACGUGAAUGGAAACCCUUUCCGACCAUGGGCUCCAAGUGAGGAUGUACCAGCUGGUCAUCCACUACCUGCACACUUCCCCAACCCGGCGGAUCUGCUGGUCAGACACCCUGGAGUAACCACCUUUCACCGUGCCAUCAGCCUGAAGCCCUUGGACCGUCUUCAGCAGCAAUCACCAGCUUCCAUCUUCCCGCCAUCCAUCCCCUCCACCUCCACCAGUACCCCCUGCCAACAGCAACCCCUCGCAUUGAUCUCUAAGAAAUCCCAGUCCUUCAAAACCCCCUCCCAUACUCUCCAAGACAGCAUCCGGCAGUCCUCAUCGGACCACUCUGUAUUCCUGCCACCGCACCCCGUCAGAGAUCCUUCUCGGGCUUCAGCAACCAAAACAAAUCAACCUCGCAACUACAAAAACAUGACCCGUGAGCGACGGAUCGAAGCGAAUGCCCGCGAAAGAACCCGAGUUCACACGAUCUCAGCAGCCUACGAAAAACUCCGGCAAGCCGUACCCUCCUACUCCGAUGCGCAGAAACUCUCCAAACUGUCCAUCCUGCGGAUUGCGUGUUCCUAUAUUCUGACCCUUAGCCGGAUGGCUGGCGACGAUUACAGUGCGGACGGAUCGGAACCCUCGAUCGACGAGUGCGUCGAAAUGGUGACGAAAACCAUUCAAACCGAGGGCAAGAUCAAGAAGAAGAAGGACGACUAAUCGGUAGCGCCACUGGUGCGCGAGAGCGAGAGUGUAGAUGAUGAGUCAAUCAAAUGAAAAAGUGGUGCUGUGCACACACGUUAAUUGAAACGCUUAGCAAUAGGGAUGGAAGUGGAGAAGCGGUCAAAUGGAAUUUGAGAAACUUCCGGCCAAAUCAGUUUUAAUUUGCUUCAUCGACUAGGGUGACUGAAAGCAGUUGCGGUGAUUCAGCGAGGAAGCUGAAGUAGUUAGGUUAGGUCAAGUAAAGGAUUUCAAUAAGAACUUACUAUUUAUUUCGCCAAUCUGGGAUCUACGGUCGAGGAUCUGAGUAACAAAUUUUAAGCGUUUUUAGAUUUUAGGGGAAUCGAUGCAAACAGUACAAAUAGGGUGCAGCAGAGGGAAACUUGCAGGUCUGAUCCGUUGCCAUAAGCUUAAUUGGAACUUUGAGACAAUAAAAAAUCGCCAAAUAAUUGAUGAAAUACUAACAGAUAGUUGUGAUCAGGGAAGACUCACAUACAAAACAAUAGUCGGUGCCAUAAUAGCCAGAACCAGAAAGUAGUAGAAGGAGCGUAAUUGUAACUGCAUUUUCUUUCGCCAUAUAGCAAAACAGCUUCUGUAGUAGUUAGGAUGCGGAUCGUUAAGCACUGAUUACCGAGUCAAUCGAUUUACGUGUUUCAUUUUUUGUGUCAAACCGAGCCAUCAAGUCACGUCAGUGGAAAUAGUUUAGGCUGAUCUUCACUAACGAUAGUAUCUCAAUUUACUUGUUUUAAGUCUUAGUCAGCUCUAAGGAAUAUUUAUAAGCAAAUCAAAUUUGUGAUUGUUUUGUAAACAAUUUUAAAUGUCCUACAAUACGCGAAAUUGUGAGAAAAGUGGAGCAGAAAUAAUGAAUAAAUUGAAAAUAUUUUUGAGUCAAUUUUAAA
Molecule: messenger RNA, 2669 nt
Organism: Aedes aegypti (yellow fever mosquito)
Lineage: Eukaryota; Metazoa; Arthropoda; Insecta; Diptera; Culicidae
Gene: net
Product: protein atonal homolog 8
Exons: 2
Coding region: 694-1770 (358 amino acids)
Molecular function (GO): protein dimerization activity; DNA-binding transcription factor activity
Source: RefSeq, a predicted model, not a curated record